AUGGGUGCAUCAGCGUCGAAACCUGCGAAGUCCGCAGCGGCGGCAGCUUCACGGCGUCAAUAUCCCAAACAGCCCACGACAUCCACUACCAGACCUCCCACCUCCACACCCGCAUCAGCACCGCGAGCGCCACAACCACAACCGCAACCACAACCCAGGCUUCACGAGCAGCCGCAGCGCAGUCCUCGCCCCAACCCACACCCCAGCUCCUUGAGAUCUGCAACAUACCACCCGCAAAACCAAGAGCAAGCGUCCCUCGAGAAAUCAAGCGCAAUCGACAUCGACGGCCGCGACCCGGACUUCGCCGCCUCCCUCCGCAGCAUCGGCCCCGUCACCCCGAACCCAACCUUCUCUCCCUCGAGCACCUUCAACCCCGCGCAGCGAUCCUUCGGGGGGCCAGGCGCCCCGACGGCCGCCUUCGCGCCCGCUCCCAAUCCAGCCCUGUUGACCGUCACGGCGCGGCAACGGCUCACCAAGGCGGCGGAGGAAGAAGUGGACAACCUGGGAAGGUCGGACUUUGUCGGACGAGAGUAUCUGGAUGCGUUGACGAUCCGGCAGGUGUUGGCCAUGCGGGAUCGGCAGGGCCUUCCCGCGAGGGAGAUCGAGCGGGUGUUGCGGUUGAAGAGUGGGGUGGUGGAGCGGUUGGGGGCCAGGGGGGUGGUGGGGGAUCUUGGUUAA
Molecule: messenger RNA, 678 nt
Organism: Aspergillus brunneoviolaceus CBS 621.78
Lineage: Eukaryota; Fungi; Ascomycota; Eurotiomycetes; Eurotiales; Aspergillaceae
Exons: 2
Coding region: 1-678 (225 amino acids)
Source: RefSeq, a predicted model, not a curated record